Drosophila obscura is the source of this 1963-nucleotide messenger RNA. RefSeq names its product interaptin-like. The transcript has 2 exons. Gene Ontology annotation, molecular function: signaling receptor activity. The record is from RefSeq and is a predicted model, not a curated record. Bases 46 to 1860 code for a protein of 604 amino acids. NCBI's taxonomy places the organism in Eukaryota, Metazoa, Arthropoda, Insecta, Diptera, Drosophilidae.
UCUCAAAUCUGAGCGGCAACGCAACUGUUGUGUAUUCUGUGAAAAAUGUGCUGUAUUAUUUUAUUAUUUCUGUUGGGGUUAUUUUCGCAGAUCUCGCGGGCCCGAACUUUGAUGGAACCAAAUCCUGGCUGCACAGACUUCUGCGUCAAAUCCAUAAAAUCAGUGCUGGAUCAACAGCUUAUGAUGCAACUGCAGAUGAAAAACAUUGAAAACAAGUUGAGGACCCAACAGGAAUGGGCUGAAAAUCUAAUGAAUCAUCAAGAACAACUGGAGAACAGACAAAAACUAGAGGCAAUCGAGUCCAGACUAAAAAAACAUGAAGAUACCUCAUCGACGCAAUUGGCCAGACUGGAGAGUGUAGAACAUAGAUUACUUGAACGCCAAAGGAUGGAUAAUUCUGGAGAAAAUGGUCUGUUGGAAAUGAUCGAAAGAGUGAAGCAAAACUUGUCAGAUCAGCAGGAAAGAAACGAUUCUGACAUAGGCAGGCUAAGCGAAAGACUGGAUGGACUAGAGAAACAGAUAAAAGAGCAGCAGAAGAGGUCUGCUUUCAUCGAAAGCUCAACCACGGAGAGACUUGGAAAAUUAGAAGACAAACAGCGACAGCUGGUUUUGGGUGCACAACAGAUGCUCGAGAGACUAGGACAAAUAGAAAAACAGAUCGCAGUCGAGCAUGCGAAGGCGCAACUCGAGAGGGUGGAGCGAGAGUUGGCACAGCAAGGCAAGAGUGCCUCUCAUCUCGAAAAGUACCGGGAUAGACUAACUCUAAUAGAGAAACAGUUCUCAGGGCGAGAGAAUGACACCUUAGUUACGAAGAGAAUCGACCACUUGGAGAAAGUGCUGUCGGGGCAACAAGGCAAUAUAACUUCAAAUAUUAAUCGACUCGCUGAUAGUGUUAGCGGGAUAAAGGAAACAUUUUCUGCCCAACAAUUGAAGCAUAUCUCUGAGCACGCUGCGACAAGGGAGAGAAUUGAAAAAUUAGAGAAACAAUUAGCUGACAAGAAACAAAAGAUCGACUCGGAGGUAAGUAAGUCGGUGGAUGUGCUGAAUAGGGUAAAGAAUCAGUUUACAGACCAACAAACGAAGCUUGAAAAUGAUGAAAAGAGACUGUUGGACUCACAGACCAGACUGUCCAAGCUACAGGAUCAAUUUACGAAUCAACAGAAAAAAGUUUCUAACCAUGAGGCAGCCAUUAAGGAGUCAGAGUCCAAAAUAAAAAUACUGUGGAAGAACAUAUUCGUCACGGUUCAGAAACAUGGCUCUGAGGGAAAUAAGCUGACAGAGGUGGUUAAUGGACUUAAAAAUCAGUUUGCAAGUCAUCAAACGAAGCUUGAAAAUGAUGAAAAGACACUUUUGGAAUCACAGACCAGAUUGGCCAAGCUACAGGAUCAAUUGACGAACCAGCAGAAUAAAAUGUCCACCCACGAGGCAGCCAUUAAGGAGUCAGAGUCCAAAUUAAAAACACUGUGGCAGAAUCGGCUCGUAACAUUUCAGAAACUCGGCUCAAAAUAUUAUUAUUUUGAGAGGAACGAGAAACUAAACUGGACAGAUGCUCGGGAUAGAUGCCAAGAGCUGGGCAGCCACCUGGCUAGCCUGCAGGACCAGCAGGAGUUCGAUUUAGUGACCAAAGAUCUAUACGACGUUUACUACUACUGGUUGGAUGUGAAUGAUAUUGAAACAGAAGGGGUAUAUAUGUCGAGUACUACUGGGAAGAAGGCAAAUUUCUUGAAAUGGAGACAAAUCCCAGAUGACUGGAAGGGCAAUGAAGAUUGCGUAGAACUGGCCUAUGAGAGUAAAGCAAAUGCAAUGGGAAUGAACGAUGUACAUUGUUCGGAAAAACACAUGUACAUUUGCGAAAAGUAGUUUGGUGGGGGGCGAAGUAGGUUGGUAAAAUUAAGUUGUUUUUCUUUUGCUUAGCUCUAAGUGUGCCAAAUGUUUUCACUGAAGAUUUCUUAAUAAAUCUCAA